UUAAGCUUGCGCAUGCGCAGUGAGUUGACAGGCGGACAUUUUGGAUUUUGUGAUUUCAGAGAAAAGAAAAACGUGGUGAAAGAUGUCGAGCCGAUACGACCGCGCCAUUACCGUUUUCUCUCCGGACGGACACUUAUUCCAGGUGGAAUAUGCACAGGAGGCCGUGAAGAAGGGAUCCACGGCGGUUGGAGUCCGCGGGAAGGAUAUCGUAGUCCUGGGGGUGGAGAAGAAAGCCAUCGCCAAGCUGCAAGACGAGAGAACCGUCCGUAAGAUCUGCCUACUGGAUGACCAUGUGGCCAUGGCAUUUGCAGGACUGACAGCUGAUGCGAGGAUCCUGAUCAACCGUGCCCGUGUGGAGUGUCAGAGCCACAGACUGACUGUGGAGGACCCCGUAACACUGGAGUACAUCACACGUUACAUCGCCACUCUCAAACAGCGUUACACCCAGAGUAACGGGAGGAGGCCGUUUGGCAUCUCGUGUCUGAUAGUUGGGUUUGACUUCGACGGCACGCCCCACCUGUACCAGACAGACCCAUCAGGAACCCAUCACGAGUGGAAGGCCAAUGCCACCGGCCGCAGUGCAAAGACAGUGCGAGAGUACCUAGAGAAACAUUACACCAACGAACUGGCCGAUUCUGACACAGAGUGUAUCAAACUAGCGCUUAAAGCUCUGCUGGAGGUUGUACAAUCAGGAUCUAAGAACGUGGAGCUUGCUGUUAUGAGGAGAGAUGAACCCUUGAAGAUGCUAAGUGUGGAGGAGAUAGAGAAGAUGAUGGCUGAGGUGGAGAAGGAGAAAGAGGAGGAAGCCGAGAAGAAAAAGAAGACCAAGACGUCAUCUUAAGACAACAAUUCUCUCUAGAUACCUUUUUGUAUAUAUAGUUAUGUUUGGAAGGUCUUCAUAGCCUUGCCUCAAAAGCUCCAGUAGCAUGACAUGUUUGUCAAAGCUUUUUUCCUACAUUUUAAAGGCCAUGUUGAUUUGAUUAUAUGGAUGACAUCCUCUGGGAACUCAAAAACUGAUACGAGCAUAAAAA
Molecule: messenger RNA, 1031 nt
Organism: Branchiostoma floridae (Florida lancelet)
Lineage: Eukaryota; Metazoa; Chordata; Leptocardii; Amphioxiformes; Branchiostomatidae
Product: proteasome subunit alpha type-7
Exons: 7
Coding region: 83-841 (252 amino acids)
Biological process (GO): ubiquitin-dependent protein catabolic process
Cellular component (GO): proteasome core complex; proteasome core complex, alpha-subunit complex; nucleus
Source: RefSeq, a predicted model, not a curated record